Messenger RNA from Dioszegia hungarica, 2208 nucleotides. Its product is annotated as potassium transporter. Gene Ontology annotation, molecular function: potassium ion transmembrane transporter activity. Gene Ontology annotation, cellular component: membrane. The record is from RefSeq and is a predicted model, not a curated record. Gene Ontology annotation, biological process: potassium ion transmembrane transport. Lineage: Eukaryota; Fungi; Basidiomycota; Tremellomycetes; Tremellales; Bulleribasidiaceae. Bases 1 to 2208 code for a protein of 735 amino acids. The transcript is spliced from 11 exons.
AUGUCCAAGCUCGCUGCACCCCCCGCGCUCAACGCCGAGACGUUCGAUUCUAUCGAGUCGGAGAAGGAGCUGGCGUACAAGCAGAAGGCGCUCAAGGUGCAAGGUGCAUCUCUACUGGCGCUUGCCUUCUCGACUUUGGGUAUCAUCUACUCUGAUAUCGGUACCUCCCCGCUGUACGUCUUGAACGGAAUCUGGCCUUCCAGCGGCGAGGCGCCGUCCGAGGAGGACGUGAUUGGCGGUAUCUCGGCCAUCAUCUGGGCCAUCACCCUGAUCCCCCUUGUCAAAUAUGUCGGCUUCGCUCUCGAAUUCGGAAACGACGUAGGCGAAGGCGGACCCUUUGCUCUCUUCACCAAGCUCUUCCCUCGCGUCGAGCCGGACGACGGACGGUCCCUCACGACCUUCUCGGUCGGGCACUCGCGCGUCCAGGUGACCAGGCUGCACAAGCUCCGCACGUUUAGAUGGCCCCUCCUGUGCUGGACUCUGCUAGGGACCGGUCUGACCUUGUCGGACGGUAUCUUGACACCCGCCGUUUCCGUGACUUCCGCGGUGGGAGGCUUGGCCGUUGCGCAGCCCAGCGUCAUCAGCUCAGUCGUUCCCAUAUCCAUCGCAUUCCUGCUCGUCCUCUUCGGUAUCCAGCCCCUCGGCACGCGCAGACUCAGUCUCGCCAUGGCGCCAAUCACGUUCAUCUGGCUCCUCCUCCUCGGCUCUACCGGUAUCUACAACAUCACCACCUAUCCCGGUAUAAUGCGCGCGCUCGACCCGUCUCGCGCGAUCAUGUGGUUCGUCCGGACAGGACAGUACGACUAUCUCGCCGGUGUCUUGUUGGCGAUCACCGGAUGUGAAGCGAUGUUUGCCAAUCUCGGACAAUUCAACAAGGCCUCUAUUCGAAUCGGCUUUGGGUGCAUCGCCUACCCGAUGCUACUUCUGGCUUACUUGGGCCAAGGAGCGCGCCUGAUCACCUCGCCAGAAGUCAUCGGCUCAGUCUUCUAUAUGACGAUCCCUGGUAAUGUCGGCGGGCCGCUGUACUGGGUCGUCUUCGUCUUCGCCAUUCUCGCCACUCUGAUUGCCUCGCAAGCCAUGAUCACGGCGACCUUCUCCCUCGUCCACCAGCUUAUUGGCCAACACGCUUUCCCCUCGCUUCGUGUCAAGCAUACCAGCUCGUUGACAGCCGGCCAGAUCUACAUUGGACCCAUCAACUGGCUGCUCAUGAUUGCUACGAUCGCUGUUGUUGGCGGUUUCGGCUCAUCCACUGCCUUGACCCUGGCGUAUGGAUUCGCCGUGUCCACCGUGCUGUUCAUCACUACUACUCUCAUCAGUCUCUCGAUCCCCUUCGUCCGGAUGCUUCCCUACGUUUUCGGUGUCGCCUUCCUCCUUUUCUUCGGAUUCCUCGAUGGACUGUUCUGGGGAGCGGCGCUCACCAAGGUGCCUCUCGGAGGAUGGUUCCCGCUCGCUCUGGGUGGAUCACUUGCCGUGCUCAUGUCGGUCUGGGCGUGGUGCAGACAGCUGGAGGACAAGUUUGAGCAAAACAACCAUGUCAAUCUCCGCUCAGUCCUCUCGCAGUACCAGGGACCGGUCGACACCACCCAUAUUCUCACUUCGAUCAAGGACGAGAUGGCGCUCUCGACCUCGCAGGCAGUGAUGCUGAAGCAGUCGGACGAUAGCGACCAGCAGCUCCCGCGGAUCCCGAUCACAGCCAUCUUCUACCGUAACGACUCGGCGGCCAAAGGUGUUCCCCACUCCUUUGUCACGUUCUUGCGCCGGUACCCUGCCCUGCCGCAGGUCGUAAUCUUCAUGACCGUCAUCGGAUACGGUGUCGCGCAUGUACCUGAUCACGACCGCUAUGUCGUCCGCAAGGUCCGGGCUGUCGACGGCUUUUACACAGUAACCAUGCGUCAAGGCUACUUGGACCGGGAUCUACCGGACGUAAAUGCCAUCCUUCCCGAAAUCACUUCGAUUGAGACCCACCUCCAGCCCUCCUCCUCGACGUUCAUCGCCCAGCUCCACACCGCUGCUGGUAAUGUCACCCACAUUUUGCCCUCUUACACCAUCAUCGGCCGCUCCGUCAACAACAGGAUCUGGGGCCGGAUCAGGCGGGUCAUCAUCGAAGAGAUAUACAGCCGGGCGAGGGUCGUUUUCCCGGACCAGCUGCACGCCGAGCACCCCGCUGACGACUCGACGAUCCGCGUUGCCGUGCCGGCGCUCAUAUAA